CUCGAGGCGGUUCCUGGACGGAAAAAAUAUCUAAUGGACUCCGGCUAAUAUGUUUCUCAAGUAUUGUAAUCCCCAUCACAAUUUAGCCUUCCAACUACAACGAGCGGUUGAUCGGUAACGACGAAAAAAACACCGAACCACUAUCGUCAGCAGACACACUCUCCGGCGGAAAGGAGCGAAGAAAACAGACGAUUCUUAUUCAGACCGACACACACCUCCCGCGGGACCACGCGACAAAUUCCUCGAUCGGAUAUUGCAAGCUGCAGUUACCGUUACGUGGAUCCAACGUCACCUGAUGCACCCCUUCCCGAUCCUCCUUUCUCCUUUUUCCUUCCCCUCGCUCUGCUUCCGUCCCCAAACUCCAAUCCAACCAGCCGCUUUACCCCAGCUUAGGUUGCCCAGCCUUUGCCGAGCCGUUGAUGGUCGAAUCGACGAAAACACCGACAACCCCACAAACGUAACAUGGAAACGCCGGGGCCGACGGCUGGACUGAACUAGACUUUCAAAUGUCAAGCUAGGUACACUACCAUCUCCAGAUCAGACCGACAUUCCCCAGAUGGCUAGACAAAAGAAAAUACCCCAAGAAGCGAGGAAGAAAGCGAGCGGGGUAUGGGGUAUGGGGUAGUAUGGGGUAGCCGUUGCCCGCUGGCGGUUCUCCUCUAUAUGUGCAUACCCGUAACUAACAAGUCAAUCAUUGUCACCCCAUAUUGUAUCAUUCCUUCCAUACGGUUGCCUCUUCGACGAUGAUUUGAAGGGGGGGAGAGAAAGCCCGAGGGAACGCGGAAUUUCUCGGUAGCUUGUCCCACCAGGUAUCAGCAUCAGCACCUCACUCAAAUAUCAAAGCCUUUCCAGUGUCAAGGCUCAUGAUAACAGACUGAACACUCUCUCCCACUCCUCAAUUCCGCUCUAAACUAUCUACUACUCUUUGCCAUCUCUGAUCACCAACACUGCGAGCAUUGAUCGACCUCGGCCGGUGAUAUCUCCAACAAAUGACAUUUCAACCCAGUCCAUAACACCUGACAAGGGGCUUGGCAUAUUGAAAACAUUCAACAUCAUACAGCAGAUCUGAGUAAUUCAUCUCCAUCGAUUACAUCAUCGGUCCAGCAUUCCCCAACCCACACAAACAAUCACCAUCACCACCACCACCACCACGACAGAAAAACACCAAGAACGCCUAGAGGUACCUACCUAAUCAACAACUCAACCAAAAUCCAGAACCAUCAACCACUAUGCCGAAACAAGCCUCGUCAAUAACCACCCUCCUCUCCUCCCUCUCCGUCCUCGCCAAAGCCAGCAACCCCUCCCGACCAGCCCGCGCUUCCCUCCGGAUCCACUUCCCCGGCUCCCCCUCUCCCACCACCGUCUCCACUCCAGGCACACCCCUCACCAAAGACGCUGCCGCCCUGCCCCCCUCUUACUCCAUCUCCGCCACCGCUCUCUCCAACAUUACUUUACCCAACUGCGACCUCAGCCCCGUCUCUAGCCACCACUCUUCUCCCUCUUCUUCUGGCCAUUCUAGGAGAGGUUCAGAAGCCAACAACGCCGCUGGCCAAAUUCCUCAUUACAUGGUCAUCUGUCUCGAUCUCGACCCGCCGUUCCCAAGUUUUCCUGUCUUGGCACCGAUUUUGCAUUCCCUCGAAGCAGAUCUGAGGUUGGUGACGGAGGAGUUGGAUGCCGAUGAGGGGUAUAUCUAUCUAACGGCGGAUGAGGAGGAGGAGGCCCGGGGAAGUGACGGGAUAAGUCACCCUACAAGGGGGGAAAGGAGGACGAAGCCGGUGGUAGGGUACAUGGGACCGAAACCGCCGGGGGUGAGUAGUCCCCAUCGCUAUGUUUUCUUGUGUUGGGAGCAACCGGAGGGUGUGACGGGGCAGAAAGUGAGAGAGGUUUUGGGGCUAAAUAAUAAUGAGGGAGGAGAAGAAGGGGAGGAUGUGGGAUUAGCAAAGAGGGUGAGAUGGGACCAGGAGGGUUUCGAGAAGAUGUUGGGAUUAGGGGAUGUGGUGGCGGGAAAUUAUUUUGUUUGUUGAUGAAGAUGGUCUGGUGUUGGGAUAAGGAAGGUAAUGAGAGGAACGGAUCAGGUUCAGGAUUGUAGUGUGAUGGGGAGAUGAGGAGAUUACAAAAGUUGGGUACUUUUAUGUCCUACGUCUGGGAUUUGCUGAUCAUGGAUUUGGGCCAGGAAGACCGCAACGUUUGGCGACACACCCGAGAUUGUACGAAAGACUGUAAUACUACUAUAUCUUCCAAACAUUGCCCGCAUCGGUCUUUUGGACCAAGCAUUGAUACAUUAAAUCUACUCUCAAAUUUCAC
Messenger RNA from Neurospora crassa OR74A, 2304 nucleotides. Its product is annotated as protease inhibitor. Gene Ontology annotation, molecular function: phospholipid binding; peptidase inhibitor activity. The record is from RefSeq and is a predicted model, not a curated record. The coding region runs from base 1230 to 2024 and encodes 264 amino acids. NCBI's taxonomy places the organism in Eukaryota, Fungi, Ascomycota, Sordariomycetes, Sordariales, Sordariaceae. Gene Ontology annotation, biological process: regulation of proteolysis; regulation of Ras protein signal transduction. The transcript has a single exon.